Plasmodium gaboni is the source of this 363-nucleotide messenger RNA. RefSeq lists its product as hypothetical. The record is from RefSeq and is a predicted model, not a curated record. The coding region runs from base 1 to 363 and encodes 120 amino acids. Lineage: Eukaryota; Apicomplexa; Aconoidasida; Haemosporida; Plasmodiidae. The transcript is spliced from 4 exons.
AUGGGAGGUGAUAUAUUUCGUUUAUUGCCAACUGAAGCUACAGGUUGUUUAAUAAGAAUAAAAAAUAUAUCCUGUUUUGACAAAAAAAGUGAAGUAAUAAAUUUCGUGGGUCAUUUGGUUGAGAUAUGUUUGAUACAUGUAGAUUUAUUAAAGAAUGAAGCUUAUGUUUUAUUACAUUCAAGGGAAGAAGUUUUACAUUUUAUGAAACUAUAUUAUGUAAUAUAUAACAAUAUGCAUUUUAUUGAUAGAUCCAAGAGAAAUAUAGAAAUAGAAAUAUUUAAUGAAGAGAAGGAAAAUUUAUUUUGGAAAGAGAGUAAAAAGAAUUGUACUAAAUUUAAUAUAUGUUGUAAGGGGCACAAAUAA